AGUAAGCGCCAGCGCAUCUCUCGCGCAUGUGACAGGUGCCGCCGCAAGAAAGUAAAGUGCGAUGGCCGGCGCCCCAUCUGCACGCACUGCCAGGCAAUCGGCAGCUCCUGCACAUACCUGGACGUGACCAAGAAGCGUGGCCCGCCCAAGGGAUACAUUGAGGCCAUU
Linderina pennispora is the source of this 168-nucleotide messenger RNA. RefSeq lists its product as uncharacterized. Lineage: Eukaryota; Fungi; Kickxellomycota; Kickxellomycetes; Kickxellales; Kickxellaceae. The transcript has a single exon. The record is from RefSeq and is a predicted model, not a curated record. The annotation marks the transcript as partial. Gene Ontology annotation, biological process: regulation of DNA-templated transcription. Gene Ontology annotation, cellular component: nucleus. Gene Ontology annotation, molecular function: DNA-binding transcription factor activity, RNA polymerase II-specific; zinc ion binding; DNA binding.